Lampris incognitus (smalleye Pacific opah) is the source of this 4346-nucleotide messenger RNA. It is a transcript of the gene disp3, whose product is annotated as dispatched RND transporter family member 3. The transcript is spliced from 22 exons. Gene Ontology annotation, cellular component: membrane. NCBI's taxonomy places the organism in Eukaryota, Metazoa, Chordata, Actinopteri, Lampriformes, Lampridae. The record is from RefSeq and is a predicted model, not a curated record. Bases 120 to 4142 code for a protein of 1340 amino acids.
CUGCCUGAACGCCGCCGCCUGUCAUCAUCACAACUCAUCACAUUCAGGAUUAUCUGUUGGGUAUUUUACCUUUAUUAGACGGUGCAGUGAAGAGGUGGACAGGAAAUGGAGGUGCUGCUAUGGACCUGGAAGACGAGCCGUCACUAUUUCAGACCAGCUGGGGAGGGGAGGAUGAGGAAGGGCAGCAGGAGGAAGAUGAAGCAGCAGCACAUACAGCAGGGAGGAGCUGCUCCUCCGGGGACAGUGGGUUGUGUGGUGUGUGGAGGGCAGUGGCAUUUGUAUACACAACGCCCUUAGCCAGUGGAAUGGUUUUGGGGAUAGGUGUGUUACUACCUUGUGCCCUGUCUGCCUACAUGUUCCUCUACUGCCCCCCACUGGACAUAGACCUCUCCUACAGUGCGUUCGAGGUUCACAGUCACUUCUCUGCAGAACGCUUUGACGCCCUAACCAUCGCCAUAAAGACCCAACUGGGCUCCUGGGACAGAAGCAGGCGUGACUUAGAUGACGGUGCUCUGCGGAGUCUUCUGCUGCAGAGGCUUGGUACACAGGACGGUGGACUUAGGACAGAUAAUGAGGGGGGGAACCCCACCUCACUCCCAAACAACCGUCAUGAAAAGGAAGGUCCUGCACUGAGCAGAGAUGAGAGAACAGUAGUGGCUGAUUUGAGUCAGGGAGAGACAGAGAGGCAUGGGAACUCAAGGGCAAGUCAAACAAAGGAGGAAGAAAAGAGACCAGAGGACAGGAACGUGACUGCGUCUGCUGUCAGGAGGCGCAGGUAUGCUCCCACUUACUCCUACCUGCAGAGCCAGGCGCUUUGGAGGAUCGAGCUGGUGUUUGUUGCCCAAGGGGAGGGCGACCGCAACAUCUUCACUCCUGACCGUCUCCAAACCAUCCACCACGUGGAGCGCUUGCUCAUGCAGCAUCCCCAGUUUCAUCAGUUCUGCUGGAAGCCCCUAGAGGUUUUGAGAGACCUCCCACUAGGGCCAUCCUACUGCUCCCCGCCCAGCUCCCUCUUGUCUUAUCUCUUCCCCAGCGAACGGGGAGGGAAAAUCUAUUAUGACGGCGUGGGCCCUGACCUGGCUGACAUUCACGGUUCUCUGAGUCUGGCUAUCACCCACCCACAGUUUUACUGGUAUGUGGAUGAGAGUCUGUCCCCGGAGCGUCUCUCCUCCUCUAUCUUACGCAGUGAGAUCCACUUUGGCGCCCCCCUUCCAUCUUACUACUCCCUCCAGGACCGGGCUGAAGAACAGAGGAGCCGCUUCAAAAGCUUUGUGGUUCAGUAUGCUAAUAUCCUGGCCAAGCAAUCUACCAGCCAGGUCAAGGUGCUGUAUGGUGGAACAGAGCUGUUUGACGACGAGGUGAGACAUAUCUUCUACAAUGACAUGAUGCUGGCGGUGAUCAGCGGAGCCUGCAUUACUGUGCUGGUCUAUGUCCUGACCUCCUUUUCAGUGUUUCUGACUUUCUUUGGGUUGGCUAGCAUUGGCCUGAGCUGCCUGGUGGCUCUUUUCUUGUACCAUGUGGUCUUCGGUGUGCGGUAUCUGGGCAUUCUCAAUGGAGUGGCGGCCUUCGUCAUCAUCGGUAUCGGCGUGGAUGACGUAUUUGUCUUCAUCAACACCUUCAGACAGGCAUCUCAUCACCUUUGCCCUGUGCAGCGUAUGAUCUACACUAUUAAAACAGCCGGCCGAGCCACUUUCCUCACCUCCUUCACCACUGCAGCCGCCUAUGCUGCCAACACCUUCUCUCAGAUCCCCGCCGUGCACGACUUCGGCCUAUUCAUGGCCCUCAUUGUCAGCUGCUGCUGGCUGUGGGUUUCCAUCCUGAUGCCGGCUGCCCUGUGCAUUUGGACCCGGUGUGUAGAGGCCAGAGAGUACGCCUGGCUGAAAUGGUGGAAGUCGUUUGCCGGGCCCCAGUCAGCGAGCCACGGUCCUUUGUCGGAUGAGGAUGAUGAUGUGGCGCUUUUGUCAGUGGAGAUGGAGCCAGGUUCCUCUGACACAGAGGGGGAUGCAGCCAUUCUGUCCCUUUCAGUGGACACACCUCUGUCCACCCCCGGGCAACACAGUGUGGGUGUGGUGAGCACAAAUCUCCAUCGGGCCCUGGAGCACUUAGUGGCAGAGCCGGCCGUGGAGAGACGCAAAGCUAUUCUAGGUGUCUACCUUUUAGUUUUGCUUUUGUCUGCCGGCUGCUGCUGUCUGCUGAGGCCUGCCACUCACGCGCCGCUGCUGUUUCGCCCGGACACCAACCUGCAGACUCUGCUGGCGCUGAGAAACAACCUCAGCGGACAAGGGAUCUCCUGCCCCAUGUGCUCUGGUUUGUUCAUGGAGAAGCCCCACUCUUUGUACACCCCUGCUCGCACCACCACCCCGGCACAGAGGUCAUCCCACAGCCAGAAUACCCAAAACCAGAACCCGAUAAAACCGGGUUUUAUCUUCAACGUGACAGGCCCUCUACUGACAGUAUACGUCUCAAAGUUGGAUCUAGGAGUCUCCGUCACACUGUACCACUUCUCUCUUAACACCAGUGUUACCUUACCGUGGAAACUGCUGAGCCCAGAGAGCGGAGAAGUGUCAUUUUUUCAGGCUUAUGCUCAGCCCCACGGCAACUACACCACCCACAUGAGAGUGUGCGUUUCCCGUGAAUACCGCCCCCACCCCAGCUGGAUGAUCACUUCCAGCGCGUGCGACUCCCACCAUGGCUGGGAGUCAGAGUUCUCCUUCUACGUGGCGUCGUCUCAGCAGCAGCACAGCAGGAGACUGUACUACGCCCAGCACCGGCUGAGACCUCAUCCUAGUCGAGUGUGCACCAAACCACCUGGCUGUGGCGUCAGCUCUGGGCCUGAUGGGCCCACACGGGGCACUUUGUACACCCCUCUCCCUAUUGAUGAUGUGUUGGCUUCCAACACGAGACAUCCGUCCAAAACCUUGGGCUUCAACCCGUGUAGCGGCGGUGUGUGCGGCCGGCCAGCGGUGCGUCCCCUGGUCGACACAGGGGCCAUGGUUUUCGUGGUGUUCGGAAUCCUGGGGGUUAACCGAACCAAGCGCACCGACAACCACGUCAUUGGAGAUAUGGGCAACAUUAUAUUGGAUCCAGAGUUUGAUAUUUUCCAAGAGAUGGGGCACCUUUGCAAAAUCUGUAAAGCCAUUAGUGCAAAUAAGCAACUUGUGAAGCCGGGAGGAGCCCAGUGUCUGCCGUCAGGCGACAAGCUGUCCUCCAUUUUGCCCCUGCUCCAUCCUGAGUGUCGCUCUCUCCCUGAGCCCAACCUGCUACCGGGGCAGCUGUCUCACGGAGCUGUGGGGAUACACAGAGGCAGGGUCCGCUGGCUGUCCAUGGCUUUUGAGUCUACCACGUACAAGGGGAAGUCCUCCUUUCAGACCUACGCAGACUUCCUCCAGUGGGAGACCUUCAUCAAGCAGCAGCUCGCUUCCCUCCCACAAUCCUCUGCGCUGCAGAGAGGUUUCCAGACGUGUGAGCACUGGAAACGCAUCUUCAUGGAAAUCAUAGGAGUGAAGAGUGCCCUCUGGAGUCUACUACUGUCUCUGGCCAUCUGCGUGGCAGCUGUGUCGGUGUUUACGGCCCAUCCCCUUCUGCUGCUGCCCAUUCUCCUGACUAUUCUAGGAGUGAUCUGUCUCGUGGUGGCAGUCAUGUACUGGUUGGGCUGGGAGAUGGGAGCAGUGGAGGCAAUCUCCCUGUCUAUUCUCGUGGGCUCAUCGGUGGAUUACUGUCUGCACCUGGUGGAGGGUUACCUGCUGGCUGGGGAGACUUUGCCGUCCACACCUGGAAUUGGUUUGGACGACCCAACCAGGAGGCAGAAGCGGACCGUGGAGGCAGUGAACCAUGUGGGUGUUGCCAUAGUGUCCAGCGCUGUCACGACAGUGAUCUCCACCGUUCCCCUCUUCUUCUGUGUCAUUGUGCCUUUCGCCAAAUUUGGCCAGAUAGUGGCCAUUAACACGGCCAUCUCCAUUCUGUAUACCCUGACUGUGACUGUGGCCAUGUUGGCAUGCAUGGCCCCUGCCAGCUUCACCAGACCCCCCGGGGCCGUUUUCAAGGCCAGCUUGGCUGUGUUGUUGACGACAGCCUUGGGAGCUGCCCUGUGCUGGGCAGGAGGACAGCUGGGAGCACUGGCCUGGCAUACAGUCGCCUUGUAAACGCGGUUGUCCCUCAGCCACUGAUGUGUAUUACCUCUAGAGCCAAACUCAGAGUCCCAACUCUCAACGCUGUCCUCUAUUCCAGGAUAAGGUGGACUUACCAUCCAAGUAAAAUGGUGGUGUACCUUACAGCACAAUGAUGUCACAGAUUUUUUGUUGUUGCUAUAUUUACAAAGAAGAGUUGUUACAUUGUAAUAACACACC